This is a messenger RNA of Nicotiana tabacum (common tobacco), 2556 nucleotides long. NCBI's taxonomy places the organism in Eukaryota, Viridiplantae, Streptophyta, Magnoliopsida, Solanales, Solanaceae. The record is from RefSeq and is a predicted model, not a curated record.
UCGAUGUUAGGGCAUUUUCCACCCACUUAAUCUACUCUAAGCAAAAAGGGCGAAAUGGUCGGCGAUUUUGGAGCUUGACUUCUUGGGAUUUUCUGCUACAAUGUUUUACUAAAGUUGACAGAUUCAAGUUGCUCUUUAAAGUUAAAGUCUUCUCUCCAUUCAAGUAAGACUUUAUUGCUGAUCUCGUGUUGCUUAGGGUUUUUUGAAAUAAACAAAUCAUGUUGCUUUUGAUGUUCUCUGAUGUUUCAGUUGUGUCUUCAAUGUUAGUAGAUGUCUUUAUGUAGUAUUUUUUUGUUGCAUGUGGUCCCGCUUCGCUUAAUCUCGUCUGAACUUAGAGUUAUAUUUUGGUAACAUCUGGUUUAUUUAUUCGUAUGGAGUUGUCUUUUUUAGUCGAUUUCAGUUGUUUAUUCUAAACUUUUGUCUUUGUUUACUAAAUUUUCAAUUACAUGUGGUCCCUUCCCUUUUUGUGUUGGUCUAGACUUAGGGGUUCAAUUAUUAUUGAUGCCUGAUUGUUUUAUUCAUAUGGGGUCUACUUGUUUGUUGAUUUCAGUUGUUUAUUCACUAUUUUUGCUUUUGUUUACUUUGUUUUGGCCGUAUUUGAUCCCUGUCCCUUUAUUGGUAGAUGCCCUCUUUAACUCCCUGUCCCUUUAUUGGUAGAAGCCCUCUUUAACUUUUCUGUUUGUAUAUUAUUGAUGGGUCAUUUUUCUUGUUUCUUUUAUGGCUUGCAUUUGUUUUCUUUGAAGAAUGAUUGAGAAGAUUGAUUUGGUCUUUAAUCAUGGGGUAAGUGGGUGUUGGAACCUCAAGUGGUGUAUCUUAAAAAUAGGAAGCAUGUAUUGAUAGGUUAUGAUGUGGAUUUGUUGUCUUAUAUAGACAUUUGUUCUGAAUAUACUAAGAAGUUAGGUUUUAGUGAGGUGAAACAAUUACUAGUAACAGGCCCUACUGGUAGGUGCUUUUUAAUUGAGGGUGAUGCAGACAUUAGAAUACUACAGUCUUUACUGUCAAACCAAUUCAAUGAGAUUCAAAUAUUUGCUGUAGAUGAGGGUGAAUUAUAUGUGCCAGCUCCUAGCAUCACUCACCAUGAUGAACCUUAUAAUUUGACAGUAGAAGUAGAAGUUGGAACUGAUUGUGAUUCAUUUGAUGAGGAGGAAGCUAAUGAAACUAACUUUAGUGAUUAUGAUAGUGAAGAGUUAGAACUAUUUAGAAGAGAAAGGAACAAAGAAGUUAAUGACACACUAGACAAGUAUAAAAACUUGGAGAAGGGUAUGAGUUUUAAAGACUUGGCUAAAGCUAAAAGAGUUGUGGGGUACUAUGCAGUUGCUAAUAGGAAGAGCCUUAAAGUUAACAAGAGUGACACUGGUAGAGUUAGAUACAAAAGUGAUAUUGGAUGUCCUUUUGUGUGUUUUAUAUCCAAGAAUAAUAGAGAUAAAGGAUUUAAGAUUAAGACUUUGAACACAAAACAUGAAUGUGGUCCAUCAUUUCAGAAUAAAAGAGCUACUUCCAAUGCUUUAGCUCAUUAUUUCAAGAACAAAGUUCAAAAUAAUCCUAAGUACAAAGUCAAAGAUAUGAGGGUGCACAUGCAGAACAUGGGACUUGAAAGGAAUUCCAUGUCCCCAUACAAUUAGAGCUUUAAUUGACAAGAAAGAAGAGCCAUUGAGUGAAGUGCAUUGGUGGUACUUAAAGGAAGCUUACAUGGAUGUGUAUAUGUAGAAAAUACAACUAGUUAGAGGUUAAAAUUUUAGAAGGUGGAACCACAUCAGGCAAUGGAGCCACCAAAAAUUAUCAAAAUGGUUGGUCGACCAAAGGUAAAGAGAAAGAGAGAAUGAUGAGGCAAGGAAGAGAGAGGGGAUUUGGUCAGCUUCAAGAAAAGGACUUGUCAUGACAUGUGGAUACUGCAGUGAGAGAGGUCACAACAUCAGAAAAUAUCCUUUGGUGAAAGGGAAACAUAGCCACUUCUUCCAAGAUGAAGGAUCUUCCCAAAAAGUACAAGAUGUGCCCUUGACAACACCUUAAGAUAGUCAAACUUCUGAAUUUGUUUUUGUUCCUACACCUGGAAUGAGGCCAAUGACAACAGCCCAAGACACACAUCAACAAAACACCUCUACUCAUAGUGAAACAGCAGCAACACCAGCAGCACCAGCAACAGCAGCACCAGCAACAGCCGCACAAGCAGAUGGAGAUGCAAUAUUUGAAGAUGAAGAUGAACAUCCAGUUUUGAGACCUAAGGUGAUAUCUGAAGCUAAGACUAGGCUUCAAAAGAAAGAGAUGAGGCAAAUGCCAACUGGUACAAGGAAGAUUGCAUUCAAGGGUGAUGAAUCUGGUACCAAUGUGCCUACAAACUUGCCCUAUUCACCAAGGAAAGUCACUUGGAAAGGCAAAGCAGCAAUCACAUCAAGACAAUUAUUGGCAGAAAAGGAAAAUAAAGUUGGUAAAUUGAAGGUUAAGAAGAUCAAGCUCUAGGGACCUCAAUUAUGUUUGAAUGACUAAUUUUUAACUUAGGAAACGAAACUAUGUUUUUGUAAUGACUGAUUCAUAACUUAUUAUGUAUUGUUUUUAUGG